Molecule: messenger RNA, 1204 nt
Organism: Camelina sativa (false flax)
Lineage: Eukaryota; Viridiplantae; Streptophyta; Magnoliopsida; Brassicales; Brassicaceae
Product: jasmonate O-methyltransferase
Molecular function (GO): methyltransferase activity
Source: RefSeq, a predicted model, not a curated record
UCGAACAAAAAUAAUAGUGACAAACAUAUAGUGAUUUUGUUAUUACGCAGCGCAACAUAAUAUCUCUAGGCAGAAGGGUAAUGGACGAGGCCUUGAAGAAGCUAAUGAUAAGCAAUGCGGAAAUUUCAAGCAUUGGGAUCGCCGACUUAGGCUGCUCCACCGGUCCGAACAGUCUCUUCUCCAUCUCCAACAUUAUCGACACAAUCCAAAACUUGUGUCUUGACCUCGACCGUCCUGUCCCUGAGUUCAGAGUCUCUCUCAACGAUCUCCCUAGUAAUGACUUCAACCACCUCUUUGCUUCUUUGGCCGAGUUUUACAACCGGCUUAAUCGUAAAAAGGAUGGUUUAGGGCUCGGUUGUGGAGGAGGAGAAUCAUGUUUUGUGUCGGCGGUCCCUGGCACCUUUCACGGACGUUUGUUUCCUCGCCGGAGCCUUCAUUUUGUUCAUUCGUCUUCUAGUUUACACUGGUUGUCUCAGGUUCCAUGUCGUGAGGCUGAGAAGGAAGACGGCGUUAAUUCAGCUGAGUUAUACAACGUAGGGAAAAUAUACAUAUCAAAGACAAGUCCUAAGAGUGCACAUAAAGCUUAUGCUCUUCAAUUCCAAACUGAUUUCUCGGCCUUUCUGGAAUCACGGUCCAAAGAGUUGGUUCCUGGAGGCCGAAUGUUUUUAUCACUAUUCGGUAGAAGCACACAGGAUCCUACAACCGACGAGAGUUGCUAUCAAUGGGAACUCCUAGCUCAAGCUCUUAUCUCCAUGGCCAAAGAGGGUAUUAUCGAAGAAGAGAAGAUCAAUGCUUUUAACACUCCUUACUAUGCUGCAAGCUCCGAAGAACUGAUAAUGGUGAUAGAGAAAGAAGGGUCAUUUUUAAUCGAUCGGCUUGAGAUAAGUCCCAUUGAUUGGGAAGGUAGGAGUAUCAAUGAGGAGAGUUAUGACCUAGUAGUACGGUCCAAACCCGAAUCCCUAGCUAGUAGACGAAGAUUUUCUAAUACCAUCAGAGCUGUGGCCGAGCCGAUGCUAGAACCUAUGUUUGGGGAGAAUGUAAUGGACGAACUUUUUGAAAGGUAUGCAAAAAUCGUAGGAGAGUACCUCUAUGUGAGCUCACCUCGAUUUGUUAUCAUUAUUCUUUCGCUCGUUAGAACGGGUUGAUCGUGUUAUAACAUGUGCUAUAUACAUGUCGUGGGUCUGUAGUAACAAGAUUUGUAAAU